Messenger RNA from Labrus mixtus (cuckoo wrasse), 2944 nucleotides. It is a transcript of the gene acss1, whose product is annotated as acyl-CoA synthetase short chain family member 1. NCBI's taxonomy places the organism in Eukaryota, Metazoa, Chordata, Actinopteri, Labriformes, Labridae. Bases 53 to 2143 code for a protein of 696 amino acids. Gene Ontology annotation, cellular component: mitochondrion. Gene Ontology annotation, molecular function: AMP binding; acetyl-CoA synthetase activity. The transcript is spliced from 14 exons. The record is from RefSeq and is a predicted model, not a curated record.
GAGAGAGAGUGGAGAGAGCUUGUGGUUUGAGGUGUGUCAGACACACUUGUUGAUGCAGAGAAUCAACAUGGCUACUCCCAGCAGCAGGGGGACCAGACUGUUUAAGACCCUCCUGAACCACUGCAGGACCCAGGGACCAGGUCAGACCCGGACUGGACCGGGACAACACAGGUUUCUGACCUCCCUGCCACCGGCUCCCCCAUCGGUCACCUGGAGCUCCGAACUGUCUCGGCUGUCCCACGGGGAUCUGUACCGGCUCUCGGUAACUGAUCCGGAUCAUUUCUGGGGAUCAGCCGCAGCCGACCGGCUCCGCUGGGUUGAACCGUUCCACCGGGUUCGGGACUGUGAGCUCAGCAGCGGGAAAAUCAGCUGGUUCCUGGGAGGGAAGCUUAACGUGUCUGUGAACUGUCUAGAUGUUCAUGUUGAGAAACAUCCAGAGCGAGUGGCUCUGAUCUGGGAGCGGGAUGAACCUGGCACUGAGGUGAAGGUUACCUACAGAGAGCUGCUGGAGACAACCUGCCGCCUGGCCAACACCCUCAAGAACCAUGGGAUCCAGAAAGGGGACAGAGUUGCCAUUUACAUGCCCGUGUCACCACUGGCAGUGGCGGCCAUGUUGGCUUGUGCCCGUAUCGGAGCAGUGCACACUGUGGUGUUUGCCGGCUUCAGCUCAGAGGCUCUCGCAGGCAGGAUACAGGACGCUCAGUGUAAAGCUGUGAUCACCUGUAACGAAGGUGUGCGGGGUGGCCGACGGAUUCCUUUGAAACCGACAGUGGACGCGGCGGUGAAGAGCUGCCCGACUGUCCGAAACGUGUUUGUCUCUCAUAGGACAGAAACUCCUACUUCCAUGGGAGAGCUGGACAUCGCCCUGGAGGAGGUGAUGUCCCGUCAGUCUGCAGUCUGUCCUGCGGAGCCUCUGGACAGUGAAGAUCUGCUGUUUCUUCUGUACACUUCAGGCAGUACAGGGAAACCUAAAGGCAUCGUCCACACGCAGGCUGGGUACCUGCUGUACACCUCACUCACACAUCAGUACGUGUUUGACUAUCGGGAUGGUGAUGUGUUUGGCUGCGUGGCAGAUGUAGGAUGGAUAACAGGACACAGCUACGUUGUGUACGGCCCGCUGUGUAACGGCGCCACCACUGUCCUGUUUGAGAGCACACCUGUUUAUCCAAACCCAGGCAGGUACUGGGAGACAGUGGAGCGUCUGAAGAUAACUCAAUUUUAUGGAGCGCCCACCGCUCUACGUCUGCUGCUUAAGUACAAUGAGAGCUGGGUGAAGAAAUACGACCGCUCGUCCCUGAGGACGCUCGGUUCAGUUGGAGAGCCUAUCAACCAUGAGGCCUGGCACUGGUUCCAUGAUGUGGUUGGAGAUGGACGGUGUCCUUUAGUGGACACCUGGUGGCAGACAGAGACCGGAGGAGUCUGUAUCGCCCCUCGACCUUCAGAGGAAGGAGCGCCAAUUGUCCCAGCAAUGGCCAUGCGGCCGUUCUUUGGCAUCCAGCCGGUUCUCAUGGGAGAGAAGGGUGAGCCUCUCUCUGGAAACUCUGUGAGUGGCGCUCUGUGUAUCAGUCAGCCAUGGCCUGGGAUGGCUCGAGGCAUCUAUGGAGACCAACAGAGAUUCGUUGAUGCGUACUUCAAACCAUAUCCUGGUUGUUAUUUUACUGGUGAUGGAGCACACCGGUCAGAGGAUGGUUACUACCAGAUAACUGGCCGGAUGGACGAUGUCAUCAACGUCAGCGGCCAUCGCCUCGGUACGGCAGAGAUAGAGGAUGCUCUGGAUGAACAUCCAGCGGUUCCAGAAACAGCUGUGAUUGGUUUCCCACAUGACAUCAAAGGAGAAGUACCAUUUGCCUUUGUGGUUCUGAAGGAGGAGUUUGCUGACGACCCCUUCGCCGUCCUUCAGCAGCUCAGAGAACUUGUGGCCACAAAGAUUGCUAAAUAUGCCGUCCCAGAGCACUUCCUGGUGGUGAAGCGUCUGCCGAAGACUCGCUCUGGGAAGAUCAUGAGGAGGAUCCUCAGGAAGGUUGCCAUGGAGACAACUGGACCAGGUGACCUUGGUGAUGUGUCAACUCUGGACGAUCCCUCUGUCGUCAACGAGAUCAUUCAGGCCCACGAGCUCUACAGGAAGCAGAGAGGAAAACAGUAGUAGAAGAAGAAGCAGUAGCACGGAGGAUGAACAUCCUGUCCUUACAAACUGUUUGGAACACUGGGAAGAGUUGGGAUGCGCCAGUAUAGAUUACAUCAUCAUUUCUCAAGUAGAACUAAAGACGUUCAGAGACAGCACAUAUCAAGGUGCUGCAGUCCAAGUAAGAAAUCAACAUUUGCAAGUUGUUUUUUCCAGACGUUCAAGUCAGGAAAACAUGGAUGCCUGUCGAAAACAUACAGUAUGUACGUAUGACAAGUCUUAGGAGUAGUACCAUUUGUUGGAUGAAAACUGCAGAACAUUUCACAACACAAACAGCACAAUAAGUAGCCUAAGAUUAUUCUGCAAUCUGUUCUCUGUGUGCUGUGAUAUCACUGUGACGUUAAUGUGUGUUAAUGUUGAUCAACUGGGACUAGAGAGAUCUUGCAGGAGUUUUGGUUUUUAACAGCUGUGGCAUAUACAUUCAGUAUUUUUCACUAAUCGUAACAAUGACUUAAUCAUGAGAUUAAAUCAUUUUUUAAUUCCAGAUUUUUUAUGAUUACAAUGUUUUCGAAUCUUUUAAAAGUGUAAGUCCUACAAGAUCUGAAUCAAGUUUGACAAUAUCUGCUUGUAUUGCAGAAGUCUUUUUAUUUGACGCGUACAUUUUUAUAAACAGAUAUUACAGAUAAGCAUACAUAGUUUGCUGCUGACUUACAGUGGAUCUGAUCAAACACAAGUAAUAAACUUUUACUGAUGAAUAAAUACUGUUAUCUGUGUUUUUAACUUGAUAAGAAACAACAAAAUAAAACCUUUUGAAUUAUUAAA